UCCAAAAGUACAGGGAUAUCUAACAUGUAGUCAGGUUGAAUCACUUCUGCUCAGGAUACUAGGUUUUUAUUCCUCUGGGAAAUGGAGUUAGGAAAACAUGAAAGCAAAGCCUCAGGAAGAGAAGCUUUAGAGAAAAAGCAAAUGGUCUCUUCUCAAGAAUCUGGGACCAAACCAUUGACCUUCACAUUCAUACCAUCCAUUGGACAGCUUCCAACUCAUUUUGAGGUUGUGGAUAUCUCUAAGUUCCUUGUGACAAUUCCAGAGGAACCAAAGGAUCUGAGCAACGAAAAAAUUGUAAAUAAGUCUGAUGCAGUCUCUGAUGAGCUGGUCUUAAAGAGUGGGGCCAAACAAGACUGUGUGUCCACUGUCUGUGCAGGCAGCACACAACCGGCUUUCCAGUCCCUGGGGUGUAAUUCAAGCAAAGGAGAAAUGCAGGAGAAUGACCUUUUUAAGGCUGAGUUUAUCCUGAUUACGGACUCCGGUGAUGAAGAUGAAGUAGCUGCUGCCGCAAGCAACGUCCACCAGCCUUCCAAUGGCUACAGUCCCAUCAGUGCUCAGCUGCUGACCACAUGCCAUGUUUCCCCUGGCACCGAGGCACGGAAACCUCCUGGCGAUGGGCACCUUCCAGGUGCUGCACUUUCCCACAGUACUACUGAUCCACAGAACCAUCAGUUAAUCUCUACUCUUUCCACCUCUGAUCAUCUUUCCUCUAAACCACCUGCUGUCCACUUAAUGUCUCCAAUUAAUCAGAAAGUAGCGUGCGGUGCCAUGGUUAACAUGAAUCAAGCCUCUUCGCUGGAAGAUUCCUGUAACAACUGGCAGUCAGCAACCAGGUUUUCUAAGCAAGAUUCAUCUCUCUACUUUCAGUCUGCUUCCCAUAGUUCACCUCCCUCAAUGUCUAGAAUAUCCUCUUCUGCAUCAAAGAGUUGGUACUCCACUCCUCGGUUGUCUGAUAACCUACAAACACCAAGUCUCUAUAACCCUGACUGUGUUUGCAAAAUGGGAGGCUUCAUCACAUCCUCCGUUCCGGCAAGGAGUCCAAAUCUUUCCUCCAAUCCUCCAUGUUCAACUGAAAUUCAAGGAUCUUUAGCUCAUUCUAUAUCCUCCAGUUCUUCCAAAAAACUGAAUGCUCUGUCUCCUCUCCCUGUACAUAUAAUAACACAUUCAUUAUCUCCUAGCCCUAAAGCUUUGUCUCCACCCUCUCUUUAUGGGUCCUCUUCAACCAUAUGCAGUAUAAAUGAGCCUUGCACACAAACAUUAUCCAGAGGAAAUUCAGCCAAGUCAGGGGUCAAAUCCCCUCUGCCAACCAGACUGACUCUUUUAACUGCUAUUCUGAGAUCAGGCUCCUCUCAGCGGAGGCCGCUUUCUCCUGCUUCUUGUCCCACAUUUUCCCCUAGCUCCCUUAGUUCCUCAACACUUGCAAUAGAUCAAAAGUUCAAAACAACCCCCCCAACCCCCAAGAAAUCUCUUUCAAGCCCUCCUAUAAGGCCAGAUUCCCCCAGAAAAGAGGAUUAUUGGCUUUCAGGAUGGGCUCAGCAUCUGCCUUUACCUUCCAAGACUCAUCCCACCCCUCAGGUGAGGUCCUUUUCUCCUAAAAAGCACCUUCCCCUUCAAUCACUUUCUCCAGACUGCCGAGAUUCUUUGUCAUCCCCUCUCUCCUCCUACAGAAGAUCAGUUGCCUCUCCAGAUUUGCAGUCUUCACUGCAUCCUCCUUGUGCCCCGGCUCCCUCUUCCUUUGCAUACUCCACCUCUCCUUCUCCAGAAGGGCGGGGCCAUUCUGCCUCCAGGUCCCGGGCACCUCAGAAGUCUCAGAGGGUGCACACUUACUCACCCAUCUUCACUUGCCGGUCAUAUCCUUUGCUUCCUUCUACCAGUCCUAGUGGUGCGCUGUCUCCCCCCACAGAAAAACUCUCAUCUCCUUCCCCAAGUUUUUUGCACUCACCUCCUAGAUCUAGAUCAGAUUCAUCCCAAACAUCUGUUCAGGAGAUCAGUGCCUCCUCUCCUACCCAUUCUAGAAUCUCAAAGCAGUGGUCUCUCCCACGGCCUCACUCUACCCCACUGGUUCCACAAACUGGUGAUAUUAAUUCCCAUCUGCUACAAUUGAAUUCUUCAUUGGUGCAAGCAGAUUUUAGAUCUAACUCCUCCUCUCCGAGACCUGAGCAUUCUGGCACCUCAUCAGUGUUAAAGUGCAGCUCUCCCAUCUCAGACAAGUCACCAGGCACACUGCCAUCAAGACCCAGAGAGCCGACUUCACCACAGUCUUUUUCCCUGCCUCAUGACCAUGAAAACAUCAAACCCAAGCAGUACAAGAUCAAGACAAGCUACAAGGCAUUUGCAGCAAUCCCUACAAACACAUUGCUUAUGGAACAGAAGGCAUUAGAAGAGCCAACCAAGCCUGCUAGUGUGACUGAAGGCCCUGCUUUGGACACUCAUUCAGAGAUGUGCUCCCCUGCCCAGCUCAGACAACAAACAGAAGAGUUGUGUGCUGUCAUUGAUCAAGUCCUGCAGGACCCCUUGACUAUGCGUCGGUGUGAGUCUUCUCCAAGUUUUCUGCAGAUGAGCACAGAGUCAGAUGUUGGCAAGAUGUCAACAACACUGCAGAGAGCAGCUGGGCGUGAAACCAGAUAUGCCAACCUUUACAAAUCAGUGCCUACAGUAACUGAGAGUCAGCUGACAAAACCUGGUGUCAUUCGUCCUGUGCUGGUGAAAGGAAAGAGUGCACAGCAAAAGGAGGAGCCUUAUCAACCCAAUCCUUUUAAAAAGUACCUUGAAGAAAUCAGUGAUCAAAAUAUUGAGCAGCCCAGUCUUUCCAUGGCAGCUAUUCCAGAAAAUGAGAUGCUCAUCUCCAAGGAGCAGGAGGAGGUGACCAGGACACACCAUGCUGGUGACGUGAAGGCUGAGCAAUCUCUUUGUCUCUUUAAUGGAGGUCAGAGAAGGCCCAACUAAUCUAGAGAUGACCCCCUCUUUUCAUUCUCAGUCAAGAAGGACUGAACAAAGGCAUCUGUUUCCCUUGAGAUCUAUUGAUGGAAAUGGAAGUAUUCAGCACUGAUACCCAGAAGGAGAUCAACAUUUGUGCUGUCUUGGAGACAGACAGGAGAGCAACACAGAACUAGGAGCAUCUCAAGUUAUUUGGGACAGCCUUCUUAGCUGUCUCUUCCUGGAGAUAAGUUUUGUCAAGCUGUCUCAGAAAAACUAACACAUUUUCACCAUUUUCUCUUUUAUGUGGUUCGGUUUUCAGAAUUGUAUGUUAUAAUGCUUUCCCUUUCUAAUGCAUUAAAAAAAGCAAAGUAGGUCUUGGUUGAUGAUUUUUAAAACCACAGCAUCUUUCAGGCACCUGUGUUGUUCCUUUUUAUUUGGGAGACUAUCUUGACUCUAGGAACAGUUUAUACCGAAUUUCCACCUUAUGAGUUUCAUAACCCACAAAUCCUCACCUAAUUUAAUAUCUCUCUUUUUUUUUUUAUUAGUGAAUUCUCUUUGGGUGAUGAACUGAUUAGGAAAAAAUCUGCCAAGUCAUAAGCCCAAUUUUACUCCUACAGCUAUCAUAAGACCCUUAGAUCAUUCUCCUAUAUUAUCUAAAUUAUUAUUUGCCUUCUUUAUCUACAAUUAUAUAUAGGAUCAUACUUAACUUUUCCUACAAUGUUCCUCCCUCAGAAUGAGAAAGUAAGUGUGAUUUGUGCAGUUCCAAAAAAACCCAAAUGGAUGAGCAGAUGCUCUGUGAAAUGUAAAUACCUCCAGGAAGGAGUGAGAGAGGAAAUGAGGGAAAUGUGCUGCUAGUUUCUUUUUAGUAAUUUGUAUUGUUUUCCUCAAAGCAAAGUAUUCACUGGAAAUAAUAAUAAAAAAACCCCAAAACAAGCUAACAAACAAGAUGGAGGUACCUUUGUAUUCGGAAGAAUAGCAUUCGUGUAAUUUUAGCAUCAUUCUGUUAUGGCAUGUACCAAGUAAGACCUGUGACUUCCCUGUGAAUGUAAGAAAAUAAAUAAGUGAUAUUAUCUUCCUUGUGAAAUCCUCCUCUACAACCAGUGCAUUUUAAAUGGAGUAAGGCUGAAGGAUACUCUUUGAAACAUAGCCAAACAAUAUGUUUCUGAUACCUACCAUCUUCCUUUCAAGUAAAGCUGGUGUUUGCCCAGGCUAUGACGUGUGAAUGGUGUUAUAAUCACUCUCAGAAUUUUACUGAGUCAGAGCCUUUAGAGAGAACGUUGGGCAUAUGUACCUGUAUAAUCUGAAAAAAAACCCAUUGUGUGCAGGGGCCAAAAGUAUGUCCUCAUUACCCUUAUUCAUCUAUGAUUUACAUAAUCCCAAGUCUACAAUUACAAUUUCUAAUAAAUGACUAAUUGCAGUUACCAAUACAAUUACUUCAGGUCCGUGUAAUUUUUUGCUGCAGUUGAGUAAGUAAUUACUCAGUUUUAUUUGUUUGUUUGUUCAUGAAAGAUCUGCAAUAGUUACUUGAGAAAUCAAUAGCAUUUCUAAAGUCAACAUUCAUAAAAAGACCCCAUGAUAGAAAGUUGAUUCUAUUGACUUCAGUAGUGACAUAAUUUUACCAGCUGGAUCUGUGCAAAGUAACAAAAGUUCUUGAAAUCUGAAAUUCUAUGAAAAUGUCAAUAUGGUCCAAAGUUCUGUUAUACAUUGCUCUUAGUCUUUAUUUACUUAAGGAGUGUUCCUGCUCAGAAGUCAACAAUAGUAUUAAUCAUUGAUAGAUUCUACCUAUAAGAGGAAAAUGUACCCAUUUUAUGAAAGUGUCCUUGUACUACAGAAUUUAUGUAAAGGGUUUUACUGUAAACAAAAACUCCAACCUAAAUGACAUUGUCACGGCAAAGCGAUGUUCUUCCAGUUAAACAUCCUCCUCACUGGACCCUGAAUUAUUCUGUAAUGAUUCAGCUCUUGUAUACUGCUCAAUACCUUUUCAACUUGUGAAGAAGAUUCCAGCUUGUCAAAGAAAGGACCUAAUGGAAAUAGAGGGAACUCCACUGGAAACACUCCCACUCAAAGGUCAACUUUAUGCAAGCACCACCUUUUCCAUUUGGCACCGAGAUAGAUCUUUCCAGACGUGUUUGGGAAAAAGACAGUGCUGCUCCUUGUGCCUUCCUAGGAGACAGACUCUUCAUGUGUCAGAGGGCUCUUCAUGUGUCACAUCACAGAUGUGCUAUUCACUUUUUGCUUUCAAUCUUGCACACAUUUGCAGCCUUGUUCCCCAGACAGUGGAGCUGGUGUAGACUGUAAUGGCAGAACAUUGCUCUGUUCAGACCCCUGUUCCUCUCUGGAGUAGGGGUCUCACCGCCCUUGGUUUAUUUUGAUCAAGACAAGAGUGCAGCCCCAGGUUCUCUCCAUAGGCUUAUAGCAGUUCAUUUAGCUGAAAAUUUAAUGACCCUGAAAAUGAACAUUAAAUGUAGGAUUAACUACUGUUUUUACUAAAGGAGUAGGAUUUCCAGGUGUCAGUGGUGAUAAAUUCUUUAACCUCUAAAUUGGAUAGGCCACUGAAACAGUAAACUGUUUCUUUCUGAUAAAUAGAAAGGCCAGUCCAAAUAAUGCAUACUUCUAAAAUCUCAAAUAAAAACCUUAAAUAUCAGCAGACAAACUUUCUAGUUACUUUAUACUUGAACAGUGCUUUAUUUUUUUUUUCUUUAAGAUUUUGUAUGUUCAACAGGAAAUUUAUAGUGCAUCAGGUAUUUUGGCAAUACUUUAGUCAGCUUCAACUAUAUCUUCUUCUCUUAAGUAAAAACUUUCAGUUAUAGCCUACUGACUUGAAAGGACAUAUUAGAUCACUGUGCUGUAACAAGGAGAAAGCAUUAUAUGCAUUUAUAGAAUUUUAUUUGUAAGGUGAUUGCAUAAAAAUAAUUACUGUAAAUAUAUUGGUUUUAUAAGUUUACAUUUAAAAGUCUGAAAGAAUGAUAAAGUUUGAAAUAUCUGUAUGUGAUUCAAACUGCAAUUUGAAUCUAAUUUCACUUGGCAUUAAGAAACAGCUGUUGUUAUUGGUCCCCUUCAAAGAAUGGCAGGAGUUCUGAGAAAUAGUUUUAGAGGAAAAGCACUUGACUUGAAUACCUCAACAGAACAUAAUUGUAGGCUAAAGAAGUUUUUUUUUUAAUUAUUCAACACUUAAGUAAUGCAUAAGUAAUUAGAAUCAUAGAAUCAGAUUAAAAUUAGCUAUAGUGUUUGAUCACUAUAUGAUAUAAAAUGUUUCUUUAUGGCUAAUUAAAAUUUCACCACUUGCUGCCUUGUUUUCUUUUACCAUGCAAAUCUGGGCUGUCAUUAAACCUUUCUUAAAUCGCUGGAAAGAGAAAAUAAAUACCCCAUAGUCUACUCUUUAUGUUAAACUAGUGCUACCUGUAGCCACCCCUCAUCUGUCACACAUCUUUCCCAGAAAUCAACAAACACUUGUAAUCAUCCUGACAGUUGUCCAUUGGUUUCCUCCUUUUGCUUGACGAAGCAAAAUCUAUUUUUUAUUAUGAGGGCUCAAUAAUGGAAACUACAUUCCAGAUGCAGCCACGCUAGUGCCCAGCAGAGGGGAGGGAAUAACUUCCUUGAGCCUGCUGGCUAUGCUCUAAUUAAUGCAACUGUGUGUGAGGCUAUCCUUCAUCACAGCGAGGCUGGACUGAUGCACAUUCUGUGUGGUGUCAGACCUCACGUCCCUCUCGGCAGAGCUGCUUCUCAGUCAGUCACCCAGUCAGCCAGUCAGUCAGCCAGUCAGUCAGUC
This is a messenger RNA of Passer montanus (Eurasian tree sparrow), 6688 nucleotides long. RefSeq names its product muscular LMNA interacting protein (gene MLIP). The record is from RefSeq and is a predicted model, not a curated record. Gene Ontology annotation, molecular function: lamin binding; transcription corepressor activity. Bases 82 to 2946 code for a protein of 954 amino acids. Gene Ontology annotation, cellular component: sarcolemma; PML body; nuclear envelope. The transcript is spliced from 13 exons. Lineage: Eukaryota; Metazoa; Chordata; Aves; Passeriformes; Passeridae. Gene Ontology annotation, biological process: negative regulation of transcription by RNA polymerase II.